This is a messenger RNA of Leptopilina heterotoma, 1310 nucleotides long. Its product is annotated as zinc finger HIT domain-containing protein 2. The record is from RefSeq and is a predicted model, not a curated record. The transcript has 5 exons. Bases 144 to 1292 code for a protein of 382 amino acids. Lineage: Eukaryota; Metazoa; Arthropoda; Insecta; Hymenoptera; Figitidae.
UAUAAAAUGGUAAUUUUACCCUCUAGAGAAAAUAAUUACAUCCACCCGGUGAACAAAAUAACAAAACAAAUCGAAAAUAAUAAUAAACUUUUAAAUUAAUGACACAAUUUUAAUUGUACUAUAAUAAAAAAAAACUGUAAAUAAUGACUACUUUAGGUAAUUCCAAAGAUGAUAAAAACUCUAUGUGUACAAUAUGUAAUGAGAAUCCACAGCAGUAUGCUUGUCCAAAAUGCAAUAUUUCUUACUGUUCCUUAAGCUGUUACAAGUCUGAAAAGCAUGAAGCCUGUUCAGAACUAUUUUAUAAAAAUUGGGUAGAAAUGGAAAUGAAAAUGCGAAACUAUGAUCCUGCGAAUAAAAAGAAAAUGUUGGACAUUCUGGAACGAUUAAAGCGUGAAACAGAAGAACCAAAUAUUUUAGAGAAAAUUCUUAAUGAUGAAGAAGAUGAAGAAGAAGAUUGCGAAGAAUUGGAUUCUGACGAUGAGGAUGGGCCUUCUUUAGAGGAGCGAAUUGCGAAUAUUGACCUGAAUAAUGCCGACGAAUUGUGGUCUUCAUUAACAAAUUCUGAGAGGCAAGAAUUCGAAGCAAUUAUUCAAAGUAAUAAUUUUGAUAAGAUUUUACCCGACUGGAUUCCCUGGUGGGAACAGUGUGUUGAUGAAAAAUUAGUACGAGAAGUUGGUGAAAUUCCACAAUAUGAGAAAUUAUGUCCUUCCUUAAUUUCCGUACCUGACAUGAACAAUCAAAUGAAAGUCUCUCCAUGUGUGCAGUUUAAUUUAAUAAACGUUCUGUGCUCCUAUGCAUACAUUGUGCUACAUUUCUAUGGUGAUCAUUCAAAUUCGCCAAAAUUGGCGUCACAAGUAUUUCUCUACGUCUGUGAAAAUAUAAACGAGAAAAAGAUUUUUCAAGAUGUGGACUCAGCCAGCAAUGCUGUAUUUCAUCGAAUUUUCGGAGAAACAUCUCCAAUGGGAACUGACGAAUUGACUACAAUUUCUGCUAUUAAAGAAGCUUUAGUUAAAAUUAUUCAAGGCCCUAAAGAAAGCUGUAGUUAUUAUGUACUGGCUGCUUUGUCUGAUUUACAUGCACUUUUCUCAAAAGCAAGGAAGGAGGCAAAUAAGUCAACGAAAUCAGAGUUUGACAAAAAAUUCCAGCAAUACGAGGAUAUAGAACGAGUAGACAUUUCGAAGAAGACCCUACAACUUCAUUUGAAGAAAAUUGAAUUUUACUUUUCUUGGGUUAAAUUGUUUGGAAAAAGUUUACAUGAAUUUGAAUUCAAUGUGGAAAAAUCUGAUGUAUAAUAAAUAUUUUUUUAAAAA